This is a messenger RNA of Aspergillus ibericus CBS 121593, 1539 nucleotides long. RefSeq names its product ribose phosphate diphosphokinase subunit PRS5. The transcript is spliced from 3 exons. The record is from RefSeq and is a predicted model, not a curated record. Gene Ontology annotation, cellular component: ribose phosphate diphosphokinase complex; cytoplasm. The coding region runs from base 129 to 1433 and encodes 434 amino acids. NCBI's taxonomy places the organism in Eukaryota, Fungi, Ascomycota, Eurotiomycetes, Eurotiales, Aspergillaceae. Gene Ontology annotation, molecular function: magnesium ion binding; ribose phosphate diphosphokinase activity. Gene Ontology annotation, biological process: 5-phosphoribose 1-diphosphate biosynthetic process; purine nucleotide biosynthetic process.
GCCCCUCCAGAUCCACCGUUUCACCAGAUUUUCCUCCUUUGUCCCCGCUUCCGAAUCGGCCAUCCUCUCCUGUGGUCCUAUUUCCUCCCAGCUUCCCAGAGGAGUCACAAACUGACGAACAGUCCAAAAUGGUCCGAAACAUCGUCGUCAUUGGGGGUACUUCCCACCCGCAAUUGACCCAGACCAUCUGCAAUGUGUUGGGCAUCCCUCAGGCAGACGUCCUCCUGUCGAAAUUCUCCGUGGGUGAGACCCGAGUGGAAAUCAAAGAAUCCGUCCGUGGAAAAGAUGUCUAUAUCAUCCAAUCUGGUGGCGGGAAGGUGAAUGACCUCCUCAUGGAGCUUCUGAUCACCAUCUCUGCCUGCAAGACCGCCUCCGCCAAGAGAGUCACUGCGGUCCUCCCGCUUUUCCCGUACUCGCGCCAGAGUGACAUUCCUUACAACAAGACAGGAGCUCCUCUGACCAAGUCAUCCCUUGCGGGCAAGCCGGGAAACAACUAUACUUUUGAGAGUACCCCGCCUACCCCACAUCCGGGAAAGCCUGAAAGCGGAAGCCUGUUGAACGGUUUGAAUGGCGUUGAUAACUUGCAGAAGAGCCUGGCAAAGGCGCAAUUGGAGGAUAUCAGCAACGGUAGCCCCGUGAAGAGACAGCGCCCGGUCAAUGGUCUUCCGCGCAGCGAUACCUUGGACUCCCUGCAGUCCGAGGCCAAUAAGUUUGCCCUUAAUGGCAACGGUGCCGAUGAGAAGAUCAACAACUUCCAACCCCGCCCUGGUUACAAGCAAUGGGUUGCUCAGGCCGGUACCUUGGUGGCGGACUUGCUCACCUGCGCCGGUGCGGACCACAUCAUUACUAUGGAUCUCCAUGAUCCUCAGUACCAGGGAUUCUUUGAUAUUCCGGUCGACAACCUGUACGGCCGGCCUCUUCUCAAGAGUUACAUCCAGAGAAACAUCCCCAACUACAAGCAGGCUGUCAUUGUUAGCCCCGAUGCUGGCGGUGCCAAGCGCGCUACGGCGAUUGCCGACUCCAUGGGCAUCGAGUUUGCCCUUAUCCACAAGGAACGUCGUCCCACCCGGAUAACCGAUCGCCAGAACGCGACCAUGAUGUUGGUGGGAGAUGUGAAGGACCGGACGGCCAUCCUGAUCGACGACCUUGCAGACACAUCGAACACCAUUACCAGAGCGGCGAAGCUCCUGAAGAAGGAAGGAGCCGCCCAGGUCUACGCCCUGGUCACUCACGGAAUCCUGAGCGGAGAUGCUAUUGACCGCAUCAAUGCUAGCGCUCUCGACAAGGUGGUGGUCACCAACAGCGUCGACCAGACGGAUCACCUGCGUAGAUGCCCUAAGCUGGAAGUCUUGGAGGUUGGUCACGUCUUCGCCGAGGCCAUCCGUCGUGUCCAUCACGGUGAGAGUAUCAGUGUUCUUUUCCAGUACGACUAAGUCCGUGGUCGUUUUUCUUGCAUGCGAUCGUCCCAUAACAGGGAUGAAUGAAACCUUCUAAAAGAGGAGUGACGAAUCGAGGUCAUAUAUUGAUGAAUUUCUUUAC